Molecule: messenger RNA, 1827 nt
Organism: Triticum turgidum subsp. durum (durum wheat)
Lineage: Eukaryota; Viridiplantae; Streptophyta; Magnoliopsida; Poales; Poaceae
Source: the annotation of a GenBank genome assembly
AUGGGCAAGUCAAGCAAGAAGUCCGCGGCCCCUACUGUCGUGGCGCCGGCGGCCGUCCUUACCAAGGGGAAGGCCGGGAAGAAGCGCGAAGCCGAUGACGAGAUCAAGAAGGCUGUAAGCGCAAAGAAACAGAAGGCUGCGCCGGCAAAGGCGGUGCCCGGGCCCAAAGAGGCCGCCAAGAAGGCCAAGAAGCAGCCGCCGCCCAAGAAGGUUGAGAGCAGCAGCUCUGAGGAGCAGUCAUCCGAGUCCGAGGAGGAGGAGGUUCCUAAGAAGACUGCAAAGCCUGUCAAACACGAGUCUUCAGAUGAUAGCAGCGACGAUUCCUCCUCUGACGAGGAACCUGCAAAGAAGCCUUCUGCUAAACCUGUGACCCCAGCUGCCAGCAACGGCUCAAAGAAAGGCAAGCCUGAGAGCAGCUCUUCUAGUUCUGAGGAUGAGUCCGAUGAUGACGAGAAACCUGCUGCUCUGGUAAAGAAAACACCAGCCAUCGAAUCUGACAGCUCCGAAAGUGACUCAGAUGAUAGCUCAGAUGAGGAUGUUCCUGCCAAGACUCCUGCUGCUGCUGCCAAGAAGGUAGAUUCUUCAGACAGUUCUGAGUCGGAGAGUGAAUCUGAGGAUGAGGAGAAAUCAAAGAAAGCCGCACAGGCCACCAAGAUAGCUCCUGCAGCUGCUAAAAGAAAGGAGGAGCCCAGUGAUUCCUCAGACAGUGAUGAGAGUGAUGAAGAGCCUCCCCAGAAAAAGCUGAAGGAUGCUGCGAAGGUUACUCCUAAGUCUGCCAAAAAGGACAGCACCAGUGAUGAUGACAGUUCUGAUGAAAGCUCUGAUGAUGAGCCUAAAAAGAAAGUUACAACUGCCACAAAAUCACAGAAGGAAGAGCCUAAAACUCCUGCUAGCAACAAAGGUCAGGCAACAGGGUCGAAGACCCUUUGGAUGGGGAACCUUUCCUUCAAUAUUGAGUAUGAUCAAGUGAAGCAAUUUUUUGCACAAAUUGGAGAGGUCGUUGAUGUUCGCCUGGCUACCCAUGAAGAUGGCCAUCCCAAGGGAUUUGGUCAUGUUGAGUUUGCUACGGCUGAAGAUGCUCAGAAAGCGCUUGAUUCACUGAAUGGUGGAGAUCUAAUGGGCCGUCCGGUGAGACUUGACAUGGCUGCUGAAAGAGGUGCAACUCCUCGCACCAGGGAUGGUGGAUCGUUUGGAAAACCAAGUGGAGGUCCCAGCCUCUCAGUAUUUGUCAAGGGUUUUGAUUCAUCUCAACAGGAGGAUGCUAUUCGGAGCUCUCUUCAAGAACACUUCUCUAAAUGUGGAGAAAUCACACGUGUCUCAGUUCCGAUGGAUUAUGAGAAUGGUGCAAGCAAAGGGAUAGCUUACAUGGAUUUUACUGAUGAGAGUUCCUUUUCGAAAGCACUUGAGCUUAGUGGAUCUGACCUAGGUGGCUGCAACUUGUAUGUUGCCGAAGCUAAGCCUAAGGGUCAAUUUGGUGGCGUUGGUGGUCGAUCUGGUGGCAGAGAUGGUGGCCGCUCUGGUGGUGGCAGGUUUGGCCGGUCUGGUGGCCGUGAUGGCGGCGGCAGGUUUGGCCGGUCUGGUGGCCGUGAUGGUGGCGGCAGGUUUGGCCGGUCUGGUGGCCGUGAUGGCGGCAGAGGAGGCGGCCGAGGCUUUCAGAGCAGACAGAGUGCUGGCACAGCUAGCGCAGGUAAUGCAACUGCCGCGUGUCUAGACGACUGUAUCCCCGUGUUUCCCAUUAUCCUAGUGGACCUAGUAUCAUUUGUCUGUAGUAUUUUCUUGCCGCUAUAUGUUGUAAUGCCAGAAUUCUACUAUAUAUGUUACACCUAG